AUGAAACUUACAAAAUCAAAAAUAUCUUCUGUGUUCAAGAAGGCGUUUAAACAUCAUAAAAAGAAACCGAAAGUGACUGGAUUACAAUAUGAUGCAUCACAGCCACUUAGACAGAACACACCUAACUCCGAGAGUGACAAAAUAUACAACCAGGAUCUUGCACUAUUUGUGAAUCGAGUCAAUACAAUAUUCACGCUUUCAUACAACAAGAGACUCAAAGGAGAGAAUGGCCUAGAAAUACUCUACGAAAUGAGGAGACUCUGUUCGGGUAGAAGUGAUGGGGAAAUAUUAGAGGUAUUGAACGAGGUUCAUUUUAACAGAUAUUUUACAUUUAAAGAGGAAAAGAGAGCAUUCAAAGAAAUAAACAGCGAUGAGAAUGAAGAAAAGAUGCUGAUUUACAGAGAAAUGGAAGAAAUCGAAACAGAAGAGAAGAGCAGUGAGGACUCAUCACUAAAAUCACCUGAGACAUUCACAGCAAAAAGUUGCAGUCAAACACUGGAGUUGCUGGAAAAAUUCACCAAGAAAGCAUCAGAUGAAUUCAAUGAUGAAAACGCGUUUAAUAUAGAUCAACUGAAUGACUUAAUUGAUAAAUCAAAUGAAAUCAGACAGAAUAGACCAGUAACAACUAAAAAAGAAUUAGCAGAUACCAAUAUAACACAAACAGUUGUAAAAAUACCAUCAACAGAGGCAGAUGUAGAUAUUAAAAUCAGCCCAUCUGAUCAGGAACCAGAACCAAUAUCAGAAGAUAGCACAAGCACAAAUAUAGAUGAAGAGACUGAAUCAGAGAAUAACAAGGUGGAGCCCGCUGCUUCGAACUGUGAUGUGACAUAUCAGAAUAUUGAGAGCAAUAAAAAUGGGAGUAUUAAAAGCACAGAAGCACAACAUGUGGUCAAAGCAGUAAGAAGGCGAUCUUUCUUCAUCCAAAUCAUAUUGGCAUUUGUAUAUUUCAUAAAGAGCAUUCUGAGCUGUGCAUGUAUUUGCAAGCCAAAACGAAUGAACUUUGAAAAGAAUGAGACAAGCAGAAUCAAUACCAUCAGGGCACUGGAAUGCAUGGCCAAACAAAUAGAACAGUGCAAUUUCAAAAUAUCAAAGUCAAUUAUCAGUAAGAAACUACAAGAGGCAUUUUAUAUCAGAGAAAUCAAACAAUUCAGGUUCUAUCAAAUCGAGAUACUUUUUGCUACAGCAAUGAAAAUAGUGAAAGAAGAUGAAUAUUUUGAUAGAGAGAUGCUAUUUGAUAUUAAUACCACUGCACUAAUUGAUACAAAUGAAGCCAAACAGCUUGUAGAGGAAACCAAAAAUGGUAAAAUACUUAUAGAACUAGCCAAAAUAGUUGAUGGAGCCCAAAACAAUAAUUCAAUAUCAUUAAGAGAAUUCAAAUUCAUUAGAGAUAGAAUACAGCAAUCAAUAUUCAAAGAGGUUGCUGGAAAUGAUAUCAGGUGUGAUCACGCAUUGGAUGAAAUUGUCUAUUGUAUCAAACUGGGCUAA
Molecule: messenger RNA, 1485 nt
Organism: Enterospora canceri
Lineage: Eukaryota; Fungi; Microsporidia; Enterocytozoonidae
Source: the annotation of a GenBank genome assembly